AUGUCGAAAUCAGAGAGCGAUUCGAAGCAGGUGGCAGCAAUUGAAGAUGAUGAUGAGCCUGAUGACUGGGACAAGCGGAUCUUCAGUACCGGCUGUGCGGCGGAGAAUACCAAGAUGAACGAUUGCUAUUAUGACAAGAAGGACUGGAGGUUAUGCAAGAACGAGCUGGAGGUUUUCAGGAAGUGUUGGAAGCAGCAUCAGAAUGAUCAAAGGACGGGAAUGAAAGAUGUGUGA
Lachnellula hyalina is the source of this 234-nucleotide messenger RNA. It is a transcript of the gene COA4, whose product is annotated as Cytochrome oxidase assembly factor. NCBI's taxonomy places the organism in Eukaryota, Fungi, Ascomycota, Leotiomycetes, Helotiales, Lachnaceae. Gene Ontology annotation, biological process: mitochondrial respiratory chain complex IV assembly. The record is from RefSeq and is a predicted model, not a curated record. Gene Ontology annotation, cellular component: mitochondrial intermembrane space. The transcript has 4 exons. Bases 1 to 234 code for a protein of 77 amino acids.